GCACAACUAACCGGGCGCAUGCGCACAACUCCACACACCAGGCAUGUCUGCUCCUCGGCUGCUGCUGUGUGCAGGGAGAAGGUUAGGGGGAGAAAAGGGAGGGAGACGAUGUACUGUGAUUAUGCAACACAUCAGGAGCCAGACUAGCGGCUCUGAAGAGCCCGAGGUAGUGUUCAGAGAUGUGUCCUCCAAGGAAGGGGGUGGAGCUUACAGGGAAAUUCUUCUCAACCGUCGGAAGGCCCUGAAUGCUCUAAACUGGAGCAUGGCGUGCCUCAUCCUGGACCAUCUGAGGGCUGCUGCUGAUGACCCCAAUGUGCCUAUGGUUGUGAUAGAAGGUGGGUAGGCCCUCUCUCGUUCCGUGCACGUGUAUAAUGUGUGGCUACAGGAGCUGGUGAGAAGGCAUUCUGUGCUGGAGGAGACAUUCGUGCAGUCACAGAGGCCGGGAAGACAGGACAGCCACUGGCGCAGGAGUUCUUCAGGGACGAGUACCGACUGAACCACGCCAUCGGUGUCUUUCCCAAACCCUACGUGGCUCUAAUUGAUGGGAUAACGAUGGGAGGAGGGGUGGGGCUCUCCGUCCACAGUCCCUUCCGCGUGGCGACUGAGCGGACGCUGUUUGCCAUGCCAGAGACAUCCAUUGGGUUGUUUCCAGAUGUUGGAGGUUCGUUCUUUCUUUCACGGCUGCCGGGUGGACUGGGCAUGUUUCUCUCUCUCACUGGCCAUCGUCUAAAGGGAAGAGAUGUCUUCCAUGCUGGAGUCGCCACCCAUUUCGUCUCCACGACAACCCUUCCCACUCUGAGGGAGCGACUGGCAGCUCUCGGGCCACGCCUCUUGAACCUUGACCCCCGAGACCGACUCCACCUAGUGCACCAGCUGCUGGACUCUCUCCACCGUGACAGCGAGGGGGAAUCCCCUCAGCCAUUCUCACUGGAGACCUACAGACCUAUUAUAGACAGUGCCUUCAGCCAAGGAACAGUGGAGGAAAUUGUAGCCUUUCUUCAGAGAGAGGGAGGAGAGUGGGGAGAAAAGCAGGCUGCUGUGUUGGCCAAAAUGUCACCAACUUCGCUGAAAAUUACCCACCGGCAGCUAAUGAAAGGGGCAGAGCUAAGCAGUCUGGCAGAAUGUCUGAAGAUGGAGUACCGCAUGAGUCAGUGGUGUAUGAGAGGCCAUGACUUCUAUGAGGGAGUGAGAGCAGUUCUGGUCGACAGAGACAACCAGGCACAGUGGAAUCCCUCUUCCCUCGGCGAUGUUACGGAGGAAAUGGUGUCGCGCCAUUUCCAACCUUUACCUUCCCACUCUGAGUGGCAGUUGUAGAAGUGUUUCCAUUUGUAUAGCUGUUAAAAAU
Molecule: messenger RNA, 1345 nt
Organism: Geodia barretti
Lineage: Eukaryota; Metazoa; Porifera; Demospongiae; Tetractinellida; Geodiidae
Source: the annotation of a GenBank genome assembly